CAGCAGAAGACCACCGCAACGAGAGCAGAGCAGACAGCAUCACAGCAGGGCAGGAUGGUGAAAACCUGGCCACCUUUGACUCCACAGUGGCGCCUCGGCAAGUGUACCACCGACCAUCAUGCCGCAACCGCAUGUUGCUUUUCCUCCGCCACCUUCUUUACCCGGCUCACUCCCAGUCCCAAUGGCAGCAGCGCUUUUGUUCUUCCCACCCGCUGCCCAAAGAUCCCACCUUUGUAUCUCAUCCUCCAUGGAGCCCCACAAAACCGCCGCCUAAAGCUCCCUCCCUUCUUCCGCCAAUGGCCGCCGCCGUCACAGUAGUGUUCGUGGCGUUCUUGGCGGCCCUGCCGCUGGGGGCGGAGGCCGCGGUGGGGGUAAACUGGGGCACCGUGUCGGCGCACCGCAUGCCGGCGCCGGUCGUCGUGGAGCUCAUGCGCGCCAACCGAAUCGCCAAGGUCAAGCUCUUCGACGCCGACCCGGCCGUCCUGCGCGCGCUCGCCGGAAGCGGGGUACAGGUCAUGGUGGGCAUCGGCAACGAGAUGCUCGCGGGCAUCGCGGAAUCGCCCACCGCUGCCGAUGCCUGGGUCGCGCACAACGUAUCGCGGUACGUCGGCGGCGGGGGCGGCGUCGACAUACGAUACAUUGCUGUGGGAAAUGAGCCUUUCCUGACAAGCUAUCAGGGACAAUUCCAGUCAUAUGUUCUUCCAGCAAUGACCAAUAUUCAGCAAUCACUGGUGAAAGCUAAUCUUGCCAGCUACAUAAAGCUAGUUGUCCCAUGCAAUGCUGAUGCUUAUCAAAGUGCAUCUGUUCCAUCACAAGGAGUGUUCAGGCCUGACCUCACUCGGAUUAUGACCCAGCUCGCUGCUUUCCUCAGUUCAACUGGGGCUCCAUUCAUGGUCAAUAUCUACCCCUUCCUCAGUCUUUACCAGAGCUCAGACUUCCCGCAAGAUUACGCAUUUUUUGACGGAUCUAGUCAUCCAGUUGUGGAUGGGUCAAAUGUGUACUACAAUGCUUUCGAUGGUAAUUUCGACACACUAGUUUCUGCUUUGAGCAAGAUUGGCUAUGGACAACUACCAAUUGCAAUUGGUGAGGUAGGUUGGCCAACUGAAGGAGCACCUAGUGCAAACCUGACUGCAGCAAGGGCAUUCAACCAAGGCCUGAUCAGCCGUGUUUUAAGCAACGAAGGAACUCCAUUGCGCCCAGGGAUCCCUCCAGUUGAUGUAUAUCUUUUCAGCCUUCUCGACGAAGAGCAAAAGAGCAUACUGCCUGGUAAUUUCGAGCGACACUGGGGAAUUUUCUCAUUUGAUGGGCAGGCCAAGUACCCACUGAAUCUUGGACUAGGUAACCCAGUUCUGAAGAAUGCCAGGGAUGUCCCAUAUCUUCCACCGCGGUGGUGUGUCACGAGCCCUGGUCAAAAUCUUAACAAUGUAGAGAAUCACUUAAAGCUUGCUUGCACUAUGGCUGAUUGCACCCCUCUCUACUAUGGAGGUUUGUGCAACGCCAUUGGGGACAAGGGAAACAUCUCUUAUGCGUUCAACAGCUACUAUCAACUGCAGAAACAGGAUGCUAAGAGCUGUGAUUUCGAUGGACUUGGAAUGGUAGUUCACCUUGAUCCAUCCAUUGGCGAGUGUCGCUUUCUAGUUGGUAUAGAUGACAAUAGAGCGCUUGCAAUCUCAUCUUCUUCAGGCAGCUCGUCCCCGGUACGCUGCGGAUUGUGGAUUUUGACAUUCUGGGUACUUGUGUGGUUAAAAAUUGUGGGUUCUUUCUGAUGUCGAACAAGCUCUCUUGGGCAUGAUAUGCAUGUACUUGUGAGGUAGCUUCUAUCCAUGGAUUUUAGAUUUAGGAAAUGAGAAACAUUGCUAGCUGUAUAUGAUCAUUAGAAUGUUCUUGAGAUUGUGCUGUCCUAUUCUGCUGGCUGCAUGUUCAGGAUAGGAAAAAGAGCUCCCCUCUAGAUUGAAACGCAGAUUGGUAAGAGAUCAUUUUGUGACUCUAUUUGGCCUUACUUUUCGAGAUAAAUCUAUAUACGAUAAUCAUGUUUCCAGCC
Molecule: messenger RNA, 2041 nt
Organism: Phragmites australis (common reed)
Lineage: Eukaryota; Viridiplantae; Streptophyta; Magnoliopsida; Poales; Poaceae
Product: glucan endo-1,3-beta-glucosidase 5-like
Exons: 2
Coding region: 132-1766 (544 amino acids)
Biological process (GO): carbohydrate metabolic process
Cellular component (GO): plasma membrane
Molecular function (GO): hydrolase activity, hydrolyzing O-glycosyl compounds
Source: RefSeq, a predicted model, not a curated record